Phaeodactylum tricornutum CCAP 1055/1 is the source of this 5121-nucleotide messenger RNA. RefSeq lists its product with no specific name. Gene Ontology annotation, biological process: transcription by RNA polymerase II. The record is from RefSeq and is a predicted model, not a curated record. Gene Ontology annotation, cellular component: RNA polymerase II, core complex. NCBI's taxonomy places the organism in Eukaryota, Bacillariophyta, Bacillariophyceae, Surirellales, Neidiaceae. The annotation marks the transcript as partial. The transcript has a single exon. Gene Ontology annotation, molecular function: DNA binding.
GAAACACAGGUCAACGGCCAACCCGUAUACGGUGGAGCCAACGACCCGCGUUUGGGCAAUCUACACGACAAGUCCGAUCCGGGAUACUUUGGACACUUGGAUUUGGCCAAACCAGUGUAUCACCAGGGAUUUUUCAACACCACGUUGCGGGCACUCCGGUGCGUCUGUUUUCACUGUUCCCGACUCCGCAUGCUCCCGGACGAAUUCAAGUUCCAAAAGGCCAUACAGAUCAAAUCGCGCAAACGCCGACUCGAAGCUCUGCACGAAUCACUCCGCGGGAAGAAAAAAUGCGAUCACUGUCAAGGUGUACAACCCAAAUACACCAAGGUGGAUCUGCACGUCGAAGCGGACUUUCCCGAAGACGGAAUGCACGGAAGUACCGGGGGCGGAGGGGAUUCCAAACAAUUCUUGUCCGGGGACACCGUGGUCAAGAUAUUCAAGCAAAUUCGGGAAGAAGAUAUUGUGUUGUUGGGUUUGGAUGUCCAGCACGCGCGACCGGAUUGGUUGCUGGUGCAGGUAUUGCCCGUCCCGCCCCUACACGUUCGACCCAGCGUUACUGUCGGGGGUGGUACGCAAUCGUCCGAAGACGAUUUGACGCAUCAACUCGUCAACGUUAUUAAAUCGAAUCUCUCGUUGCAGCAGGCCGUCUCCAACGGUGAACCCCAAAUUGUGGUGGAACAGUUCGAACUGGCCCUGCAACACAACGUCGCCGCCUUUAUGGACAAUGAACUACGAGGCAUGCCGCAAGUCACUCAACGCAGUGGACGACCCCUUAAAACCAUUACGCAACGUCUCAAAGGCAAGGAAGGGCGAAUUCGGGGAAAUCUCAUGGGAAAGCGGGUCGACUUUUCCGCGCGUACCGUGAUUACGGCCGAUCCCAAUCUCGGUAUUCAUCAAGUCGGUGUGCCCCGGAGUGUCGCCAUGAACUUGACUGUCCCGAUUCGCGUGACGGCCUUCAAUCAAGCCGAACUUAGCGCCCUCGUGGCCAACGGCCCCACCAUGCAUCCCGGGGCCAAGCACAUUAUCCGAUCGGACGGAACGCGGAUCGAUCUGCGUUACGUCAAAAACAAAUCGGAACUUCUCCUGGCCCACGGCUGGAUUGUGGAACGGCAUUUGCGUGACGACGAUAUCGUGUUGUUCAAUCGGCAGCCCAGUCUACACAAGAUGAGUAUCAUGGGACACAAGGCCAAGGUACUGGAUUGGAGUACUUUUCGAUUGAAUUUGUCGUGUACGAGUCCGUACAAUGCCGAUUUCGACGGCGACGAAAUGAACCUUCACGUGCCUCAGGGAUUGGCGGCUCGUGCUGAAGCGGAACUCAUGAUGUUGAGCUCCCGGGUUAUUGUCUCGGGUCAAUCGAAUCGACCAGUCAUGAGUAUUGUUCAGGACAGUUUGUUGGCGACUCAAAAAAUGACGAAACGGUCGGUUUUCAUCGAAAAGGAUUUAUGCUACAAUAUGCUCAUGUGGGUGCCGCAGUGGAACGGGCAGAUUCCCAUUCCUGCCGUGAUCAAACCAAAGGAAUUGUGGACCGGUAAGCAAUUGCUCAGUACAAUCCUGCCCAAGGUGAAUCUCAAGUCCAAGGCAAACAAUGGCCCCGGAAAAGAUGCUCGUGGCAAGAACAUGCCGAAUACGUUCAACAUGUACGAUCAUUUGGUGACGAUUCAGGAUGGUGAACUGUUGGAGGGUACAGUUGAUAAGAAGACAAUCGGCAGCUCCAUGGGUGGCUUGAUCCACACGGCUUGGUUAGACGUUGGGUUUGAAGAAACGGCUCGUUUUAUGAAUCAAAUUCAGCAGCUAGUCAAUCAUUGGAUUUUGCAGUACUCGUUUUCCAUUGGAGCGAUCGAUGCCGUCGCCGAUGCAGAUACUAUGCGACAGAUUGAGUCGACCAUUGACAAGGCAAAGCGGCAGGUGCAAGAUUUGGUUCGCCAAGGGCAAUUGGGAGAACUUGAGAUUCAACCCGGUCGUACCAUGAUCGAGUCGUUUGAACAGCUCGUCAACAAGGUGCUGAACACGGCUCGUGAUCACGCCGGAAAAUCUGCACAAUCUUCUUUGGACGAAACAAACUCGGUCAAGGCCAUGGUGACGGCUGGUUCCAAAGGUUCAUUUAUUAAUAUUUCGCAAAUUAUUGCCUGCGUGGGGCAGCAGAACGUGGAAGGCAAACGCAUACCGUACGGUUUCAAGAAACGAACCCUACCGCACUUCUCCAAGGAUGAUAUCGGCUCCGAGUCCCGAGGCUUUGUCGAGAAUUCGUAUUUGCGUGGUCUGUCUCCUCAGGAAUUUUUCUUCCACGCGAUGGGUGGACGGGAAGGUUUGAUCGAUACGGCUUGCAAGACCGCCGAAACCGGAUACAUUCAACGUCGCCUGGUCAAGGCAAUGGAAACCGUCAUGGCGCGUUAUGAUGGAACUUUGCGAACGAGCAGUGGACAGAUUGUUCAAUUUUUGUACGGAGAGGAUGGCAUGGACGCGGUCUGGAUUGAAAAGCAAAAUUUUGACUCUUUGACGCUGGCAAAGCCAGAGUUCAACAAGCGUUUCUUAUUCGACACAUCCAGCCCAGAGUUCGGACACGAUGAGCAAGGUAUUCCGUUUCUGGAACCAGACGUAAUUGAGGAGUGUCGUCGCGACCCUGAUAUCCAGGCUACUUUGGAUCAAGAAAUUGAGAUUCUUCGGGAAGAUCAAGCAAUUCUCCGAAUUGUCAUGCGCAGCCGAGAAGCUGGGAGAGAGAGCGACGACAGCUCAUACGCACCAGGCAAUGUGCGUCGUGUGAUUCACAACGCAAUGCGUCAAUUUCGUAUCGACAAGAGCAAGCCAACGGACCUGCAUCCCACAGAAGUGAUACAGAUUGUUAACAACCUGUUGGAGCGUCUGAUUGUAGUGGUUGGGAACGACCCGCUAAGUGUUGAAGCGCAGUCAAACGCAACCACUCUUUACCGCAUUCUGAUUCGAACCAUGCUUUCGAGCAAGCGUGUCUUAAAGGACUGGCGUUUGAGCAAGGCUGCUUUGAACUGGGUGGUAGGCGAAAUUGAAACUAGAUUCAAUAUUGCUAUGGUUAAUCCUGGUGAAAUGGCUGGAGUAUUGGCCGCUCAGAGUAUUGGUGAGCCUGCAACCCAGAUGACGCUCAACACCUUCCAUUAUGCUGGUGUUUCCGCCAAGAACGUGACGCUGGGUGUCCCUCGACUGAAAGAAAUCAUCAAUGUUGCUAAAACUCCAAAGACUCCUGGCCUAACUAUUUAUCUUCAGGAAGAGGUCAGUGGUGACGAAAAAGUUGCCGAGCAGGUCGUUGCUAUGCUGGAAUUUACUGUUUUGGGCGACGUUGUAAAGAAGACAGAAAUUUAUUACGAUCCUGACGUGAAAAAUACGGUUGUCACUAAGGAUCGGGAGUUCGUCAAGGAAUUCUAUGACUUUACGGAUAAGACAGACGAUGAUUUGCGUCGCAUGAGUCCUUGGGUUCUUCGUGUUGAGCUUGACAAACCGCUACUUUAUGUCAAGAAAAUUAAGAUGGAGGAAAUCGCUAAAGAGAUUGGGGAAGAAUACGGUGCGGAUCUGAACGUAGAAGUGACAGACGACAACGCCGACGAAAUGGUCGUCCGGAUUCGAAUCGUGAACGAUACGCCGUUCAACUCAGGCCAAACAGAUGAAGGCGGAAAUUUGAUGGACGAUCAACCGGAAGUUGGCCAAGAAGACGAUAUUUUCUUGAAACGUCUAGAAAAAAGCAUGCUUUCGAGUCUGAAGCUUCGCGGGGUAGACCAUGUGAAGAAAGUGUUUAUGCGCGGUGGUGCGAAACGUACAGUUUGGGACGAUGUAAAAGGUUUCGGCGUUAGAGAUGAGUGGGUACUAGAAACGGAUGGGACAAACUUGAUGGCAGUUCUUGGCGUGGACUACGUGGAUGGUACGAGAUCUGUCAGUAAUGACAUCGUCGAGGUGUUCGUAGCGCUUGGCAUUGAAGGAGUCCGCGGAGCGUUGUUAAGUGAGCUUCGCAACGUCAUUAGUUUCGACGGUUCUUACGUAAACUAUCGCCAUUUGGCUUGUCUGGUGGAUGUCAUGACAAUGCAGGGGCACUUAAUGGCUAUUGAUCGCCACGGCAUCAAUCGAGUCGACACUGGUCCAUUGCUCCGAGCUUCAUUCGAGGAAACGGUUGAUAUGCUCAUGGAUGCAGCUGUGUACGCUGAGGAGGAGAUUCUUAAGGGCGUGACCGAAAACAUCAUGAUGGGUCAGCUUGCUCGAGUUGGCACCGGUGAUGUAGACUUACUACUGGAUGAAGACAAAGUUGUUCGAGAAGCAGUUGAAGUUGUUGUGGACGAGUUUGCUGUCGACAAAGAUCUCGGUAUGGCCGGAGUGGGGGGUGUAGGAGGAGCGACCCCUUAUGCCACCACUCCAUUUGCCGCUAGCCCAAUGGUGGGGGAUGGCGCAGCAGCGUCUCCUUUUGUGGAUGGCGGAGCCGCUUUUUCUCCAGCAGUUGGUGCGGCAAGUUUCUCACCGGCUUAUUCUCCAGACAGCGGUAGUUAUGGUUCUGGAUUUGCGAGUGGAAGUUACGGAGCUGGCGACAGCCCAGCGUACAGUCCGACGUCUCCGCAGUAUUCGCCGACUUCUCCGGCGUACAGCCCCACGUCUCCAGCAUAUUCGCCCACAAGCCCAGCAUACAGCCCUACCAGUCCAGCGUACAGUCCAACGUCACCUGCAUAUUCGCCAACAAGUCCGGCCUACAGCCCAACUUCGCCUGCGUAUUCACCAACGAGCCCCGCAUAUUCGCCAACGUCCCCGGCUUACAGCCCGACGUCGCCGGCAUAUAGUCCGACGAGUCCCGCAUAUUCGCCAACGUCGCCUGCGUAUUCUCCAACGAGCCCAGCUUACAGCCCAACUUCACCGGCCUACAGCCCUACAUCUCCAGCAUACAGUCCGACUUCACCGGCUUACUCACCCACCUCGCCAGCUUACAGUCCUACGUCUCCGGCUUAUUCUCCGACGUCUCCCGCGUACAGUCCUACAUCCCCCGCGUACUCGCCGACAUCUCCGGCCUAUUCGCCAACAUCCCCCGCAUAUUCGCCGACCUCGCCAGCCUAUUCACCGACCUCGCCGGCCUACUCACCGUCGGGUGGCGAUGAUAAGAAAGACGAAAUGGAAGACUAA